Messenger RNA from Thunnus maccoyii (southern bluefin tuna), 3221 nucleotides. It is a transcript of the gene cc2d1b, whose product is annotated as coiled-coil and C2 domain containing 1B. Lineage: Eukaryota; Metazoa; Chordata; Actinopteri; Scombriformes; Scombridae. The record is from RefSeq and is a predicted model, not a curated record. Bases 153 to 2810 code for a protein of 885 amino acids. The transcript has 26 exons. Gene Ontology annotation, cellular component: nucleus. Gene Ontology annotation, molecular function: DNA-binding transcription repressor activity, RNA polymerase II-specific; RNA polymerase II cis-regulatory region sequence-specific DNA binding. Gene Ontology annotation, biological process: regulation of transcription by RNA polymerase II.
UGCGUACCCAACCACCCGUUAUCAUGUCAAACCACAGAAAUGAAAGUGUUCCUCUGAAAACUACCUGAUGAAGUGGUGAACGAGCAGGUGUAGUUUGGAUCACCGGGUUAUCGCUCAGGUGCUUGUGAAACAUCAACAACAACAACAACAACAUGUUUGGUAAAAAGAAGAGAGCACCAGCACCCAGAGGACAGGGCGCUGCUGCAGCCAAGCAGAUGGGUCUGUUUGUAGAUCUGAACCCUGAGGAGAUGAUGAUGGGUAUGGAGGAAAAUCUGGAUGACCCGGACUUGGAGGCUGAACUUGCUGCUAUCACUGGGAAUAAAGCUGCUGCUGGGGGAAGAGCCAAGCAGAAGGGGAAGACUCCUCUGCCCAUGGAAGACAUCGCAAGAAUGGCUGACGAGUGUAUGAGGGAUUUGGAUGACGAUGACGACGAUGACAAUUUGGAAGACGAUGAAGAUCUGUUGGCAGAACUACAGGAAGUGGUGGGUGAGGGGGAAACUGAAGAUGUUGUAACUCCUUCCUCCACAUCCUCUGCCACUACUGAAUCUUCUCAAGCUGCUACACCAGAGUCCACAUCGCCGCAGCAGCAGGAGGCGAAAGUCUCCUCAGCAGCCCCCGGCAGCCUCCAGCACACCUUAGAGGAGAGAAUAGCCAUGUACAAGACGGCCUUACAAAACUCCAAGACCGCAGGAGAGACCUCCAAAGCCAGGAGAUACGAUCGCGGCCUGAAGACCCUGCAGACAAUGUUAGCUGCUGUCAAAAAAGGGAGACCUGUGAACGAGGCAGAGAUCCCUCCGCCAGUUGCCACGGGAGCCCCGAAGGUUGCUCCUCGACCCGCCGUUCCCCAACGAGCGCCUCCUCCCGUACCCUCGCGUCCCAAACCCACUCCUCCGGAUCAGCAGGGUGAGCCGGAGACCACGACGUCUCCGCCCGCUGUGCCAGAGAUCGUCACGCCCAGCAGUGAAGAGGAGCACUCGUCCUCCGCCACCCUGCCAACUCCGAGCAGCCUCCCGUCUCCAGAACAGGAUACAGAAGCGCCCGCUGACCUGUCGCCAGCCGGUCAGACAGAUGCGAAUGAGGCAACCAAGACGAUGCUUCUGGAGAGGCAGAAAGAAUACAAGAUGGCAGCUCUGAGAGCCAAGAAGCAGGGAGAUGUGGAGCAAGCGAUGCUUCACUUCAAGACCAGCAAGAGGUUCGAUGCAGUGAUUGAGGCUUUGGAAAAAGGACAAGCAGUCGAUCUGAGUGACCUUCCUCCAUCUCCUGGACAGGGAGGAAACUCUGCUGCGAUGAAGGAACCUUCGUCUGAGCAGAACACACAGGUCACCCAACCGGUCGCAGCAGCUCCUUCAGCCCCUGCAGCCCCCAAGGACGCGCUGGAGGCGCUCGAGCAGAGACGAGCCAAAUACGUGGAGGCGUCCGCUCAGGCUAAAGCCAGCGGAGACGACCGCAAGGCCCGAAUGCACGACCGCAUCGCCAAGCAAUACCAGAGUGCCAUCCGAGCUCACAAAGCAGGAAAAGCAGUCAACUUUGACGAGCUCCCCGUUCCCCCCGGCUUUCCUCCAAUCCCAGGCCAGAAGGUGACGACAGGAGCUGAGCAGGGAUUUGUCGCUGCACUCGAGGCUGCCAAUAAACUCGCCUCUACUGACGCUACUGAAAUAGCAGAUGAAGAAGAAGAUGAGGAGGAGAAGGAGGAAGAGUCAAAGCCUGCUGCUCCACAAGAAGCGAAGAAGCCAACAUUAGACGUCCACGCCGCAGGUCAAGGACGGAAAAGGACUCCGUCACCUUCACCUGACAGGACAGCCACCAGAGGACUCUCGCCGACAGCGGUUCAGCAGCUAGAGUUCCUGGAGGGCCGGAAGAAGCAGUACAUGAAGGCGGCUCUGCAGGCGAAGCAGAAGAACGACAUGGAGCAGGCCAAGAAUUUCCUCCGCACCGCCAAGGGCUUCGACCCCAUGAUCGAGGCAGCGCGCAGCGGCAAAACCGUGGACAUCAGCACGGUGCCGUCGCCCCCUGGUGACGAAGACGAGGACUUCAUCCUGGUGCACCACAGCGACGUUCAGAUCUCGGAGAAAGCAGAGCAGGUUUACACGCAGCUGGCCAAGAUUCUCAAAGAGCAGUAUGAGAAAUGUAUGACUCACUCCAAGCAAUUCACACACCUGGGGAACGUCACAGAAACAACAAAGUUUGAGAAGAUGGCCGAGACUUGUAAGAAGAGUCUGGAGGUCCUGAAACUGUCUCAGGCGAAGGGUCUGCCUCCUCCCAAACAUCACUUUGAGGAGAGAUCGUUUCGCACGGUCAGGAUUUUCCCGGAGCUGAGCAGCACAGAGAUGGUUGUUGUUAUCGUGAAAGGAAUGAAUCUUCCUGCUCCUAGUGGAAUCCAAACAAACGAUCUGGAUGCCUACGUCAAGUUUGACUUCCCCUACCCGAGCACGGAGCAGCCGCAGAAACACAAAACAGCUGUCAUCAAGAACACUAACUCCCCAGAAUACAACCAGAGCUUCACCCUGUCAAUCAACCGUAACCACCGCGGCUUCAGGAGGGUCGUGACGUCUAAAGGACUCAAGCUGGAGCUGCUGCACAAAGGCGGUUUCCUGCGGAGCGACAAGCCGAUCGGGACGGCCCUCGUGAAAAUGGAGAAACUGGAGUCACAGAGUGAGAUCAGGGAGAUCGUAGAGGUGAUGGACGGUCGCAAGCCUUCAGGAGGUCGUGUCGAAGUGAGGAUCCGACUGCGGGAGCCUCUGAGCGGUCAGGACAUGCAGACAAGCACCGAGCGCUGGCUGGUGAUCGAUCAGUCACAGGUUCUUGUUUAGAUGUUUCUGUGAGAUUAAACAUCAUCAAACAAGAUACAGAUUAAAGGCACUCAAUCAAAAAACACUCAGAGGAGGAGGAGGAGGAAGGAGAGAGGAAGGAGUCGAGGAUCCAAUGAGGGCGGUCUGUUGCUCAGAUUAGACUCAGACUUACGCGGGUUUUUUGACUUCUUUAAAACGUUUGCACAUUGCAAGACACACGAGCUCCCUUUCACACGGCGGUCCACCAGGAGGAGACACAUGGAGCUGGCUCUCGGUAGACCGGCGGCUUCUUAUCCGCUGACCUCGUGUCUGUUUUCAGUAGGAGAAGCUGCUGCGGGAGCGUCGACGCAGGAAGACUUGCGACUGAUCGAAGGCUCCUUGUGAGAUUUAUCGCAGGGCAAAAAAAUAAAACAGGCAAAGUUUAUUGAUCAA